This is a messenger RNA of Owenia fusiformis, 1869 nucleotides long. Lineage: Eukaryota; Metazoa; Annelida; Polychaeta; Sabellida; Oweniidae. The record is from the annotation of a GenBank genome assembly.
CAAUAAUUGAAAACGUGAUCAUUGAGCAUUAGAUAUGCCUCUUUAAGAGCAUGGGAUAUCAUGGAUCCGGGGGAGUAUAGAUAACAUCAUCAAAGUAUAUCAGUGAGAUGUAUAGGGACACAAAUAUGACAUGGUGUUUACCUACAAGGGAAGUAGGGUAAGCUACGGAUAUACGUGUGACGGAAAGGGUGCAUUCACCAAUAUACGGUACUCAACUCAGACCAAAUAUCACCCACCGUAAAACUGGCGGGAUUGCGCAUUGAAAAACAUCCUUCUGUUAAACCUUGCAAUUCAGUAAUUCGACAUUAAACGAUCUUGCAGAAAUAUGAAUGCCUUAUCUGAUCACAGGAAAUCAAUCGUGGAUGGUUGACGAGUAUCCCUAGAUGUGUCGUCAAAAUCGUCCCCCUCCACGAUAAAAUCGUGUUUCGAGAAACGGAAAAAUCUUAGAAAUCCACAAAUCGUAAUUUUGAAGAUGUUCUCGAAUAGAAACGGGCUCCUGUUUUAAUUAGUCGUAUUGUUCACUGUUAUUAUCGCCAUGGGUACUGGGGAGAGGAGACAAAGAGGUGGGCGAGGGAGACGGAGAGCAAGGGCUGCAAGAGAGAGACAAAUAUGGCGAUCAUUACACCAGUAUUAUCAAAGGAGGACUAGGAGACGCAGGAUUGGAAGACAAACAAGCAUGGGACUCAGUGGUGGGUCAGGGGAAAAACGAAGCACGGGCACAUGUAUUAUCUUGUUUGCUGUACCUUUCAUGAUAAUAGGAGGAGGACUUACGGGUGUAGGAUGUGGGGACGAUUAUCGUGGUUAUCCAGUUACAGCACUAUGUACUGUAGGGCAAAUUUUACUUGUCAUUAGUAUACUUUCUAUGUUAUUUGGAAUAUUAUGGUGGAAAAGAUUACAGAAACGUGUUCCUGGAAACACUACUACUGACCGUAAUGUAGUAAACAACAAUACAAAUGAUAUAACAUUCACUACUACUGCAUUUGACGUUUAUGUAACGCCAUCUUUGACACCACAAACACAGACAGUUGGCAUACAAAUCACUCAACCAAGUGAGCUACCAUUCAAUAGUUAUAGGCCUACAGGUGGUAGUUCCAAUCCAAUAGUACUUCCUCCCUCAUAUGAUUCUGUUGUGCAACCUCAGCAAUUUUAUCCAUUAAACAUCCAGUCCAAUAUAUCGAGUCCAAUUCCAGGAAAUGACAAUACAACAGGUCGUUCUGGAAUUGUUACCCAACUGUCGGGUUACCCCUACCGCCAUCGUAUGAAGAUACCAUGAGUCCAAACACACGAAUAUGACAAAUAUCUAAACCAACAGGCUACAAACAAGUAAACGAUAGUCUCCCAUCAAGACAUCAUGAGUACAGGAGUAAAGAGAAUCCCUGCACUGGCGGAUACAGAAUCGAACAAUGUGGAUUUCAGUUUAGGAAAAAAAAUUUCGGCGCUUGCGCGGAAAAAAAUUAGGCUCAAAUUUUGAAAAUGUAAGCCCCAAAAAAGCCAAUUUUUGCCCAAAAAGAUCCCAAAAUUUUUACAAGUUUUCUGGGCCCAAGGGUACACGUACCCCCCCCCCCCUGGAACCGCCACUGCCCUGUCGUAAUAAUAUUCGCAGACACCAUUGUAGUAGUGAGCGGGAAGCAAAUUAUCGUUAAACAAGCGGAAUAUGUGUAAUUAUAGUCGACAAUUAACUGCAAAACACAGGACAUUUACUUUUCUUAGCAAAGAAUACACCAACUAUUAAUAUAACUAUUUUAUUAUAAAAUGUAAAGUAUAAAUAAAAUAUAUGUCUGCUCUCGAGCAGAAUCCCAUAAGGCCUGUAUAGAAAUGUGUAAGCUUAACGAUAAAUACCAACGGUAUUUGAGGUGGACGUCGUUUGUU